Molecule: messenger RNA, 1376 nt
Organism: Octopus sinensis (East Asian common octopus)
Lineage: Eukaryota; Metazoa; Mollusca; Cephalopoda; Octopoda; Octopodidae
Product: zinc finger protein 98-like
Exons: 4
Biological process (GO): central nervous system development; regulation of transcription by RNA polymerase II
Cellular component (GO): nucleus
Molecular function (GO): DNA-binding transcription factor activity, RNA polymerase II-specific; RNA polymerase II cis-regulatory region sequence-specific DNA binding
Source: RefSeq, a predicted model, not a curated record
UCAUUCUCUCGAAGUGGUGUCUUGUUUAGACACAAACGUACACAUACGGGAGAAAAACCAUAUCAUUGUGACAUCUGUGGUAAAUCAUUUUCUGAAAGUGGCCAUGUGACUAGGCACAAGCGUACUCAUACAGGGGAAAAUCCGUAUCAUUGUGAUAUCUGUGGUAAAUCAUUCUCUCAAAGUGGUGUCUUAACAAGACACAUACGUAUUCAUACAGGGGAGAAACCAUAUCAUUGUGGUAUCUGUGGUAAAUCAUUCUCUGCAAAUAGUUCUCUUACAAAACACCUACGUAUUCAUACAGGAGAGAAGCCAUAUCACUGUGAUAUCUGUGGUAGAUCAUUCUCUCUAAAUAAUAACUUAUCUAGACACAAAUAUAUUCACACUGGACAGAAACCAUAUCAUUGUGAUAUCUGUGGUAAAUCAUUCUCUGACAAUAGUAUCUUAACAGCACACAAACGUAUUCAUACAGGAGAGAAGCCAUAUCAGUGCGAUAACUGUGGUAAAUCAUUCUCUGACAAUAGUGCCUUAACAACACACAAACAUAUUCAUACAGGAGAGAAGCCAUAUCACUGUGAUAUUUGUGGUAAAUCAUUCUCUGACAAUAGUGCCUUACUAAGACACAUACGAAUUCAUACAGGAGAGAAGCCAUAUCACUGUGAUAUUUGUGGUAAAUCAUUCUCUCGAAGUAUUCACUUAACUACACACAAUCGUGUUCAUACGGGAGAGAAGCACUAUCGCUGUGAUAUUUGUGGUAAAUUAUUUUCUCAAAAUAGUGCCUUAACAGCACACAAACGUAUUCACACAGGAGAGAAACCCUAUCAUUGUGAUAUUUGUGGUAAUACAUUCUCUGUAAGUAGUUCACUGACACGACACAAACGUAUUCAUACGGGAGAGAAGCCAUAUCACUGUGAUAUCUGUGGUAAAUCAUUCUCUCAAAAUAGUGUCUUAAUUAUACACAAACAUAUUCAUACAGGAGAGACACCUUAUCAUUGUGAUAUUUGUGGUAAAUCAUUCUCUGAUAAGAGUAACUUCAGAAGACACAAACAUCUUCAUACAGGAGAGAAAGCAAAAGGAUCGUGUGUGUAGUGUCUUCUUUGCUAUAUUUGUUUAAAACACAGAAAGUGUUUUAUGCAAUAGAAAUUAUCAUUAAAGUUUUAAAGUUUUUUUGUUUUGUUGUUUGCAAUAUUCACCUCACACUCCAUCCUUGACCACUCAUGCAGUUUCCUUUCCAGGUUGUAAGGACCUCUUAUACCAAAUCUCCUCCUCCUCACACCCCCACACAUUAUUCUUUCUUGUAUAUUGCAUCUUGUAAUUACAGUAUAUUUAUUGUUUAUUGUAUUUUGAAUGCUUCACUCAUUAAAUACGUUAUACAAUGA